UGACUCUCCCUUGCCUGUGACUUCACGUGUCUGUUUUGUAAAAUUCCUUGAGUCUGAGUCGGUGGGAGUUUCUCAGCACCUGACCAACACGGUCUUCGUGGACAGAGCUUUGAUCGUGGUUCCUUUUGCUGAAGUGGACAAGUCAUUUGCAGAGAGCCCCUUCCUUGCUGGCUGACAGUGGUCCUCUGCUGCCAUCAGGAGAUUAGAAAAAAAUAUGGCACCAGGCUCGCAAGCCCCUUCUCUCUCUUGUUCUGCAGUAAAAUAUUAACUCUUUUUUUUCCUCUCUGUUUAAGGCAUCUUUAAAAACAAAAAAUAGCUGCACAAUUCUUAAAUCAAAUGAGGGAAUAGAGGGUGCAGGGAACAUAUUCACAGAAUUUAAACAUUUAUUUAUUGAUUUAUUUAUCCAUUUAUUUAUUGAUUUAUUUUAGAUGAUAUGUUUGUCGAUUAGUAGGGAUGCCCCGAGCAGGUGAAAAGGUUCUAGGCAAACCAAGCAAUUUUAAAUUUAAUGUAAGUGUUUAAGUUUUAGCUUAGGCUUGAACCAUUUUUGAUCCUAUAUUUAUAUUCGGACCUCUUGCACUUUUGGUAAAUCAGCUGUUAAAACGUGUGCUUGUUCCAGCUGCAUUUAGUUCCCUUUAUUGUGUCUACUUGUGAACUUGGACUGUAUCAAAAACCACUUACAAAGUUGUGAGUACAGCAUUUGGGUUUAUUUUGCUGCCUGAGGUAUGCUGUUGCAAACUGUAUUUUUUUUCUAUUCUAUUCUGCUGAAGGCAGCUAUGGCCAAAAAGAGUGAAAUGUCCUCUAUAUACACACAAGUAUUUUCCCUGAAUAGACCCACAGUGUUACAGGCCCACUCAGUCCUGAGGAGAUGUCAAACCUGCUGAAUGAAAGACAGCACCUGCGUCUCUGUUUUUUAAUGCAGAUAAAUUCAGCAAACUCAGUAUCUAUCGUACUAUCUAAACUGAAUUUAGUUUUUGUGAAUGUGGUGUGUUACAAAUUACUUUACAAAGAUAAAUAUAAAUACUGGAUCAAGACUUGGUGUUUGUGACUUUAAGUAGGAUCAAAAAGAAAGGCCGAUGUUCGGGACAUCCCUACACCAAGCACAAAGCAUGCAACAUAAGGGGGACUAAUCAGCUGUGCAUGCUAGACUAGAUGCUGACGGUGUGUACCAUCAUCUAAACAGUUAUCAUCAGUGGACUCUUUGGUUAUUGAUUAUGAGAGCACCAACUGCCUUUGGCAUUUACUUGCUUCAUGUGCCAAAGACUUGUAUUAUUUCCAUUGUGUUUUCAAUUUGUUUUGCCAAAUUUUCACUAACACACAAGAUAUAAAGAUAGUUUUAAGUGUUAAGUACAAAUGCCUUUUUUUAAAUUGACCCUCUCCACACAUGACUCUGAACGAGUUGAGUGAAUCUCACAUUUAACGGUGGUGUUUCUUUUGUUGUUGUGUUUUACAGUUCUUUUUCCUGGUUCAGCCAGCCCUAUAUACCAGGCCCUGCUGAAAAUGCCACCAACAGUUUUGUCUUCUGCAGCCUUAUCCUGUUUCUCAAGUGUCCUUUCUGUUGUGUGUGUGUGUGUGUGUGCGGGUGCGCGUGUCUCUCUUUCUCUCUCCCUCUCUCCCCCCCUUUUUAAAAUGUAAAAAAUAUCAGAUUAAAAAUAGCCUGUUUUCAGAUUUCACAGCCAUGGAUGGUCAACUCUCAUAAGAGUCUCCCUGUGAUUUUACUGUUUGGUUCUCGUCAGCUUUGGGCAUAUUUUACAUGAUUUCUGUGCUGGCAAUAGCCCAUAACUGUCUAGAGCAGAUUACCUUUGACAUUGUUUAGUGUUUAUUGUAAGAUACUGUUGGCUAACACCUAGCAGUACUGUAUCUGAUUAGCAGUAGUUUGUCUGGUUGCCAAGUAAGUUUCUUACUGUGGUGGAUUGUACACUGUGUAACCACCAACAAAAGCCCAGAAAAGGUAAAAUAACUGAGCCUUUUCUGUUUUUGUAUUGGUUAUGGUAAGUGAUGUUGAAAUGUACCCUUGUGUCUACACCCAAAUCAUGAACUUUGUUUUCUGUAUCUCAAUGUUUUUGUGUGCUUUUAUAGCGAAGCAGCCGGCGCGAGUCGCUUGUUCAUAAAACAUCUAAUGAAAGUUGAGAGCACAUCCCACGGGACAACUGGCUGUGCUUGCUUACGUUUGGUUCAUGACUUAAAAAACAAGUACAGGAGUGAUUCCUGAUGAAUCUAAAGCUAUGUCGCUGCUGGCUCCAGCCAAUGCUGUGGCAGGAAUGAUGCCUGGGGGAGGCCUUCUUCCAACACCUAAUCCUCUGGCAUCGAUGGGAGGGACACCCUUCGGAGGUCUAGGAGCUCCCAACAUGGAGCAGAUGGCUGCUAUGGGGAUGCCAGGGCCCAACAUGAACCCCCAGGCUCUUUCCGCAGACUUCUUAAAGCUCAUGCAGUCCAUGGACCCCAAAUUGAACCCAUUAGCGGCAGGGCUGAACCUGAGUCCAGGACUGAAGACCGACGCAUCCAAUAAGGAGAUUGAAGAGGCCAUGAAGAGAGUCAGAGAGGCCCAGUCUCUCAUCUCUGCUGCCAUUGAACCAGGAAAUAAGAAAGAUGACAAGCGCAAGCAUUCCCGCUCCCGUUCGCGGUCACGACGCAGGCGAUCCAGAUCUCGCUCAAGGCACAGACGUUCGAAAAGCAGGUCUCGGCGUAGGUCGCAUUCGAGGAGCAGAAGGAGGUCCAAGAGUCCCCGAAGGAGGAGGUCCCACUCCAGGGAUAGAAGCCGCCGCAGUAGAUCUAGGGACAGGAGGAAGGAGGAAAAAUCUAAGAAAAGGUCCAAGACGCCUCCUAAGAGCUACAGCAGUGCCCGGAGAUCUCGGAGCAUUAGUCGGCGGCACAGGAGAAGCCGUAGUGCUACAAGGUCUCCCAGGAGGAGGCCCUCCAGAUCUCCAUCGCCCAGACGCCAUAAGAAGGAGAAGAAGAAGGACAAGGACCGUGAGAAGGAACGGGAUAGAGACAGGAGGGAAGACAGGGACCGUAGCAGAGACGAACGAGAACGCUCCAACAGUAAAAAGAAGAAGAGUAAAGACAAGGAGCGAGAUCGGGACCGCAAGUCUGACAGUGAGAAAGGUGACGUUAAGGUGACCCGGGAUUACGACGAAGAAGAACAAGGGUAUGACAGUGAAAAAGAAGGAGAGGAGGAGGAGGAUGAGAGGAAGAGCGACUCUGACUCUGUCUCAUCCCCUAAAGGCCAAGAGGAGAUGGAGAGAUCUGAGGGCCAAAUCCCCAAAAAGUCCAAACUGAAUGGAGACGAUCACCAUCAGGAAGACAUGGAGAUGAGUGAUUAAGAAAGUCCUGAACUGGACUGUAUUAAUCUUUCCACUGUCCUUUUUAUAUUUUUAAUAUAGGCCACAAUAUGUCUGUGCCUGAUCGCUCAAAAGUUAAACAGAUUUUUUUUUUUGUCUUAACUGUAGAAGCAUUGUGAAAGCGGGGUGUAGAAAAAGCAGUCCAUUUUUGUAAAGACGUGAGAAAACAAAGCCUAAAAAUUUGGAUAACGUGGUUUUAAAUUGUCAUUGCUGUACUUUUUAAAGAUGUUGUUGAUUUUGUUCUGUUGCCUUGGUUCAAACCUUGUCCUCCUGACAGUAGAAUACACAGUAAAAUGCUGUACCUGUAAAUAUUGUACUCGUCAGGAUUCAGUCCUUUACUCGGAUGUUAGUCACUCACCACCCAGCACUACUUUGAUUUCUUUCGGUUGUUGAACCAUUUUGCUUUAACUGUAAUGCACCCAAUUGUGUCACCUCUGCUGACCUUCCUAUUUCCAACCCUUUGUAAGUGUACAUUGUAGAUUAAAAUGUGUUGUUACAAUGAAAUGCGUUGUCUGCAAUAUGUUUUCCAAAGGAAACAAAUAAAAUUGGGUUAAACCAUCAAA
Messenger RNA from Mugil cephalus (flathead mullet), 3901 nucleotides. RefSeq names its product serine/arginine-rich splicing factor 11-like. The record is from RefSeq and is a predicted model, not a curated record. The transcript has 12 exons. Bases 2223 to 3320 code for a protein of 365 amino acids. Gene Ontology annotation, cellular component: nucleoplasm. Gene Ontology annotation, molecular function: RNA binding. NCBI's taxonomy places the organism in Eukaryota, Metazoa, Chordata, Actinopteri, Mugiliformes, Mugilidae.